AUUUGUAUUUUUUUUUCUUCUCUCUUUUAGAAGUUAAAGUUGUUUCUUUUGGAUCUUAACAGAACUUCGGCUGGGUUUGAAAUCAAAAUGUUGUUAAAAGCUUGCAUUGGAGAUAGGAUCAGUGGAUUGCCAGAUGAAAUUCUUUGCCACAUUCUUUCAUUCCUAGUAACGGAGGAAGCUGUAAAGGCUAGCGUUUUAUCACGUAGAUGGAAGAAUGUAUGGGCUUAUAAUCCCAAUAUUGACCUAUGCGAUCUGAGAUGUGGAAGAAGGAUUCAUUCAGAAAAUUUUGAGGGAAUCGUGAAUCUUGUACUUCUCUCACGUGGCUCCUUAGACAUUCAUAGAUUCAGUCUUACUUGUGAGGAUUUUGUGAACUAUUCUUGUUUUGAUGCUUGGAUUCGCAGUGCCGUUAGGCACAAUGUUGUUGAACUAGUACUUGAUCUUGUUGAUGGGGGUUUCAGCCAAAAACUGGAUCUUAUUGAUGGGGAGACCGUGUCCUAUUACGCGGGUUUUGAGUUGCCAAAAAGCUUGUACAUGUGCAACACAUUGGUGGUGUUGAAGCUAAGACUCCAACCUUCUUUUACGAUUACUCCUCCGUCAAACUGUUUCCCAAGUCUCAAGUUUCUCAAACUCAUGUUCGAUUGUCUUGAUAUUGACUCAAUGGAGAAGCUCAUUCCUUGUUGCCCUGUACUGGAAGAUUUGAAUAUAGAUUGCGAACUUGUCGAUCUUGAUGAGUUUCCAGUAUUGAAUUUCAAUAUCUCCGCACUGAAACUAAACAAAUUACAAGUAUAUUUGUACCAAGGUAUGUCUGAAAUCCCUCGUGCAUACCAAAUAUUUGUUACUGUCAAUGCUCCAAGUCUCGAAAAGUUUGAUCUCCAAGACGAGUAUAUGGCGAUCUAUUCUUGGAACCAGGCAAAAUCCUUAAGCAGAGCGAAGAUUGAUUUCAAACAGCUACACCGGUUUCAGGGCAUUGACAAUGACUAUAUCCUUGAAUCUGCUGAUCGUAUGCAAAGGCUUUUUGAAGGGUUGUUGUAUGUUAAAGAUCUUUCGGUUUCAGCUCCACUUUUUGGGGAUCCAGAGAUAAUGCAUCAAUAUCAUCUACCUACGUUUAAUUAUUUGAACCGCUUGGAGCUAUUUCUUCAUACAUGCUGCUCUUGGAAACUACUGACAAAUUUUCUCAAGAAAUCACACAAUCUGAAAUAUCUAUUCGUUCAAAGUAACGCGAAGUGUUCAGCUUUUCGCCAUGGUUGUGACUUUGUACACCAUGUAUGGUCUCCGCCAAGGUGGGUACCCGUUUGCUUGAUGUCAUGCCUCAAGAACAUUUGCAUAAAGGGAUUCCGAGGACGAGCGGAUGAAAUGGAAGUGGUAAAGUACAUGUUGAAGCAGGGUGAAGUCUUGAAUAAUGUGAUAAUAUUUAUUUGUGAUUUCUCUGUAAAAGACGAGGUGAAGUUAUGCCAGGAGAUGUCAACGUUCCCAAGGGCUUCAAAGGCUUGUCAAAUUGAAUUUCGAAGAUAAUGUUAUCUAAUUAUUGAUGUGGAUUCCAUUUUCAAAGUUGGGAAGGCGUCCUUUCUGUGUCGAUGGAACUGCAGUCGUGUUUUGAACUGAUGUUAUCUGCUCUUAGCUUCUUUAACUUUGGAUGAAUGAGAUUAUGGAUUGUUAUGUG
Molecule: messenger RNA, 1660 nt
Organism: Pyrus x bretschneideri (Chinese white pear)
Lineage: Eukaryota; Viridiplantae; Streptophyta; Magnoliopsida; Rosales; Rosaceae
Product: F-box protein At4g22280-like
Exons: 3
Coding region: 88-1512 (474 amino acids)
Molecular function (GO): protein binding
Source: RefSeq, a predicted model, not a curated record